Molecule: messenger RNA, 2066 nt
Organism: Dicentrarchus labrax (European seabass)
Lineage: Eukaryota; Metazoa; Chordata; Actinopteri; Moronidae
Gene: vps45
Product: vacuolar protein sorting 45 homolog
Exons: 15
Coding region: 176-1882 (568 amino acids)
Biological process (GO): intracellular protein transport; vesicle-mediated transport
Cellular component (GO): Golgi membrane
Source: RefSeq, a predicted model, not a curated record
CAGUGACGUCACCGACCCGGAAGGAAGCUGCAGCAGUGUUGUUGUCGCAGCAGCUCAGCUGAUAUUUGUCCGGGAGGAGACACACAACCACACUGUAACGGAGCUCCACAGCUGCUGCUGCUGUUUUCUUGUUGUUUUCUUGUUGUUUUGUUGUUGUUUUUUGUGCGUCGCCAUCAUGAACGUGACGCUCGCGGUGAAACAGUACAUCUCCAAGAUGAUCGAGAGCAGCGGGCCCGGUAUGAAAGUGCUGCUCAUGGACCGAGAGACGACCAGUAUAGUCAGUGUUGUGUACACUCAGUCAGAGAUCCUCCAGAAGGAGGUCUACCUGUUCGAACGGAUCGACUCUCAGAACCGAGACAACAUGAAACACCUGAAGGCCAUCUGCUUCCUGAGACCCACCAAGGAGAACGUGGAACAUCUGAUCCAGGAGCUGAGGAGACCGAAGUACAGCGUCUACUUCAUCUACUUCAGUAAUGUGAUCAGUAAGAGUGAGAUCAAAGCUCUGGCGGAGGCUGAUGAACAGGAAGUGGUGGCUGAGGUCCAGGAGUUUUAUGGAGAUUUCAUCGCUGUGAAUCCUCACCUGUUCUCCCUCAACCUGCAGGGAGUGGCCAGAGGUCGGAGCUGGGAGUCCUCCAUGUUGUCCCGCUGUACUCAGGGUCUGACCUCCGUCCUGCUCGCUCUGAAGAAGUGUCCAAUGAUCCGCUACCAGCUGUCCUCCGAUAUGUCCAAACGCCUCGCCGAGAGCGUCAAGCAAAUCAUCACGAAGGAGUACGAGCUGUUCGACUUCAGGAAGACGGAAGUUCCUCCUCUGCUGUUGAUCCUCGACCGCAGCGACGACGCCAUCACACCUCUGCUCAAUCAGUGGACGUACCAGGCGAUGGUCCACGAGCUGCUGGGUCUCAACAAUAACCGGAUCGACCUCUCCAGAGUGCCGGGGAUCAAUAAGGACCUGAAGGAGGUGGUUCUGUCUGCUGAGAACGACGAGUUCUACGCUAACAACUUGUACCUGAACUUCGGUGAGAUCGGUACCAACAUUAAGAACCUGAUGGAGGAUUUCCAGAAGAAGCGUCCGAAGGGUCAACAGAAGCUGGAGUCCAUCUCUGAUAUGAAGGCGUUUGUAGAUAACUACCCUCAGUUUAAGAAGAUGUCGGGCACCGUCUCCAAACACGUGACUGUGGUGGGCGAGUUGUCCCGGUUGGUGUCGGAGCGUCAGCUGAUGGAGGUCUCAGAGGUGGAGCAGGAACUGGCCUGUCAGAACGACCACUCCAACGCUCAGCAGAGCGUCCGACGGCUGCUGCAGAAUCCUCGUCUGUCAGAGUUGGACGCCGUCCGUCUCGUCAUGCUCUACGCUCUCCGAUACGAGCGCCACAGCAACAGCAUCCUGCCGGCCCUGAUGGACGAGCUGAGCCGGAGGGGCGUCUCCGAGCGACACCGCAGGAUGGUGAAGGCAGUGGUCGAGUAUGGAGGGAAGAGAGUGAGAGGAAGUGACCUCAUCACGCCGACGGACGCUGUCGCCAUCACCAAACAGUUCUUCAAAGGCCUCUCGGGUGUAGAGAACGUGUACACUCAGCAUCAACCUCUCCUUCACGACACUCUGGAUCAGCUGAUUAAAGGUCGACUGAAGGACAGUCAGUUCCCGUACCUCGGACCCAGCAGCCUCAGAGACCGGCCUCAGGACAUCAUCGUGUUCCUGAUCGGUGGAACGAUGUACGAAGAAGCUCUGACUGUUUACAACCUGAACCGCAGCACACCUGGAGUCCGUAUAGUGCUGGGAGGGAGCAGCGUGCACAACACCAAGAGCUUCCUGGAGGAAGUGAUGUCAGCCACGGGUCACAGCGGCGACAGAGCACAAGGAAGUGGUCGCCACGGAAACAGGCGCUGAACACACACACGGGAAUGUCCCUGAAGACAAACCCAACAUUCCCUGGCGGCGGCGGUGGCCAUGUUUGUUUGUUUGUUUGUUUGUUUGUUUGUUUGUUUGUUUGUUUGUGUUUACUGCUGACCUGUUUGUGUCUGCUCGCUUUACUCUGAAAUAUUUAAUAAAUGUUUCCUGUCCUGAAAUCCUC